AUGCGCAGGCGUGGAGGUGGAGGAGGCGCCAUGGUCACGAACGAGCAGGAAGGAGCGUUCGGCGGGGAGUGGGUGGGAAGGACCCAGGUUGAGGUGAUGGGAGAGGCGCGCGCGGCCGCCGAUAAGCAGAGAUCACCGGUGAGCCAGGGUUUUGGCGGGCGGCUUCAGAGCACCAAAACUAGUGAAUGGUUGGAAAGGGCGGCAGGCGGCGGGCGGCAGGCGACAAGCGAUGGUGGUGUGACCGUGGGAGGGGGUUGGCGGAGGGGAGGAAAGAAGGGGAAAAAAAUUGGAGCAGGGAAGGAAGAAUUGAAGGAUGAGGAGGAAGGGGAGGAGAGAGAAAGAGAUAGCGUACGAGAGAGAGAGGGGGGAGAGGAACAGGGAGCGAUGCUAUGCGCCGAUGAAAAGUGA
Molecule: messenger RNA, 408 nt
Organism: Penicillium oxalicum
Lineage: Eukaryota; Fungi; Ascomycota; Eurotiomycetes; Eurotiales; Aspergillaceae
Exons: 1
Coding region: 1-408 (135 amino acids)
Source: RefSeq, a predicted model, not a curated record